Phaeodactylum tricornutum CCAP 1055/1 is the source of this 1784-nucleotide messenger RNA. RefSeq lists its product with no specific name. Gene Ontology annotation, molecular function: oxidoreductase activity, acting on the CH-CH group of donors. Gene Ontology annotation, biological process: lipid metabolic process. Lineage: Eukaryota; Bacillariophyta; Bacillariophyceae; Surirellales; Neidiaceae. The coding region runs from base 179 to 1174 and encodes 331 amino acids. Gene Ontology annotation, cellular component: membrane. The transcript is spliced from 2 exons. The record is from RefSeq and is a predicted model, not a curated record.
CAUUUUACUGACACGUUAAACCCGACACCAACAACGUCCGGCUGAGAAGCUUACUGGUGUAGUUGUAAAUGAGAACAGCAGUGAUUUUGCUAUUCAUUGUAAGCCCUGGUCCGAUAGGCCCAAAAAAAUUUUCGCGAACUUGUCAUUACUCGAGUUCGGACGACCAAAGAUCAAUCACAUGAAUAGUGAGCUUUCUGCUACAGCUAUGAAAAUUCUGCAGAUAUUGCCGUUCUCCACAUCUUUUUUGGAAAGCCAAGCAUCGGACCUGAGCAAUGUAGUGAACCAGGUCACCGAAUUCUAUUCGUCUUCUUUGAAAUAUGGUGACUACGGGUUGGCUACACUGGCAUUUAUUGCGGCCAUCGUAACAGUGCCGUUGGCCUUCGUCAACCAUCACUAUUCUGACUCGGUCGGCUACGGUUACAGUAUAUUCUUUCAGGGGCUCUUUUUGCUUGCUUCGUUUUCCUCGGAGCCCACUUGGCUUGGCAACGCCUUGGUCAUCGCCCUCAUCCUGUACGGGUUUCGGCUUGGUUCUUACAUGCUGGUGCGCGAAUGGUCUGGCUAUAAACCUUGGUUGGACAAAGAUCCUGUUUUAAAGACCGGACGUUUGUGGUGGUCUUCCCUGCUGGCGGUUAUGUUUGCAAUGAUGACAAGUCCGGUUCUGUACUCUCUACGAAAUCCACCAGGACCGAAGCUCCAGCCGUCACUGUGCGUGGCAUGGAUAGGUACCACGAUAGCUUGGAUAGGACUUGUUUUAGAAACGGUAGCGGAUUAUCAAAAGUUUCGGAUCAAACUACAAUAUCAAGAGAACGAGAAAAACGACGACUCUCCUCGUCAAAUUUUCCAUGGUCCUGUAGCCGGAGUAUACCGGCUUUGUCGACAUCCAAACUAUGCGGGAGAACUACUAUUCUGGAUAGGUAUCUGGACAGCGGGCUUACCCUCGUUUGCGAACUCCAUGUCGGCAUGGUUGUGGGCCACUACGGGCCUCUGUGCGGUAAGCAGUGUGAUUUUAUUCGUGGCGACGCCUCACGUCGAACGGCAACAAGCGCAAAAAUAUUCCGGACAAUUUCUAUACGAGAACUGGAAACGUGAGGUCCCAUCCGCCGUAUUUCCGUGCGGCUCGUGGAGACUACCCUCGAGAGAACCGGAACGAGAUAUUGGUAGUUUCUACCAGUAAUAGAGGCAAAAUUGCAACGCGUAAAGAAAUCUAAGGCCGGGGCAGUAAAAAACUAACUUUUCGUAUAAUCAUACAUAUGCACUACGCUCGAAAUGAUUUAGUUGAAAUCUUCCUGGUAGGUUUGAUGGAAUUCUUCGGCAGACUCAAUCAUAGCCCUGGCUUUCUCGCAGGAGACUUCCUUGCUCCACUUGGAAACGGACAAGUCCCCGAACCUGUUAUAGACCGUGGCGGCAAACGCUCCCAAGCACGAUCCAGUUUGAGGAUCUUCCAACAUGAUGACCAUUCGGUAGUUCAUGCCGGCAACAACCUGCUGAUACGCCUUGGCAACUUUCAUUUUCGGAGAGCUUGUGCUCUCCAUCGACUGCUGCAGCUGCGGAAGAAAAGAAUACGACUCUGUGGCUUCGGAAAGCUUGGACACCGCGAACGCCGCGGAAGACUGAACGCCUUCAUCGGUGAGAUCUUGGACAGGGGAGUAGCCUCCGGGCAUAUUUCGUCGUUGCAUUAAUUGAGGUUUGUCGAUAGUAGCAGAUGUGGAAGAAAAUGAGAGCGAGACGAAAAACAGAAAAAGAUGCGACAAGAAGACUUUCAUGGUGUAUUCUGCAACUCAGAG